Molecule: messenger RNA, 558 nt
Organism: Rhinolophus ferrumequinum (greater horseshoe bat)
Lineage: Eukaryota; Metazoa; Chordata; Mammalia; Chiroptera; Rhinolophidae
Product: MHC class I polypeptide-related sequence B-like
Biological process (GO): immune response; positive regulation of T cell mediated cytotoxicity; antigen processing and presentation of endogenous peptide antigen via MHC class Ib
Cellular component (GO): external side of plasma membrane
Molecular function (GO): signaling receptor binding; peptide antigen binding
Source: RefSeq, a predicted model, not a curated record
AUGUGCAGGAUUGCAUCUGGGGGACACUUGGAUGGCCAGCCCUUCCUGCGCUAUGGCAGGGAGAAAGGCAGGGCGGAGCCAGCGGCGGUGGGCAGAAGCAUCCUGGGAGCCGAGACGUGGGUCACAGAGAGCAAGGACCUGACAGAGAACGGGAAGGACUUCAGAAUGACUCUGCAGAAAUCAUGGCCCUGCAGGUCCAGAAAGGAGGCAGGCCUUGGAGGUGAUGGUCACCCUGAUGUGCUGGGCUUUCGGCGUCCCUCCCAGGACAUCCCACUGGCCUGGCUUCAGGAUGAGGAACCCCUGAGCCAGGGUCAGCAGUCUGGGGGAGUCCUGCCUGAUGGGAGUGGGACCUACCAGACCUGUGUGACCAUGAGGGCUCCCCAAGGAGAGGAGCAGAGGUUCACGUGCUAUGGGUAACACAGUGGGAACCACAGUGCACACCCUGUGCCCUCUGGUGAGCCUGGGGUGGCCCUGGAGGGGGGUUCUGACCCUGGCAGGGCCAGGGGCCCGGGUGGGGAGACGAGAGCAGGCCUGUGGGCUGGGGUGUCUGGGUUAUAA